AUGGACGAUGGUCUUGUGCUGAAUCUCGUGCAAGACGACCAGUCUACAGUGCGCAAGCCAAGUCGACAGGCCAAGAAAGGGGGCAGGUGGACCGACCGGCUGAAAGCAAAGCGGGUCACGCAACGCAAACCACGCUCAGAUGAGCCUACAGUGGCACAAGAACCCACGGACAUUCCCCUACCCCGUCCAACGAAACGCGCACGUAACGAAUAUACGCCUUCCAGGACGGAACAUGUAGAGGAACGUACCCCCGCGAUUACUAGACCGCCAACACAGAUCAUCUCCUCCCUAUUCAGUUUCAAUCCCAAGGUAGAGCAGCCGAAGCAAUCUUCUCUGCCGAAAGCAUGCUUUCGUCCGAGUAAUGCUCCCCUAGCGGAUUCGUCAACGUUUGCGGGUCUGGGUUUGGAUCCUCUGAUUGUUGCACAUCUUUCUUCUAAAAUGGAUAUCACCAAGCCAACGUCCAUUCAGCGGGCAGCUCUUCCAGUCCUAUUAUCUAGCGGACCUCACAGCGUCUCUGAUAGGGACAUAUUCAUUCAAUCGCAAACGGGAUCUGGCAAAACGCUCUCAUUCCUGCUGCCCAUCAUUCAGGACCUACUGCCGCUCAGUUCCCUCUCUUACAUCGACCGCUCCAUCGGAACGCUCGCCAUCGUCAUUGCUCCUACACGUGAACUCGCAAAGCAAAUUUCCGAUGUAUUGGACGUGCUUCUAAACCUACGACUGCGUCCACCAGAUGACUCUGCAGAAAGUCCCGACACCGCACCUCGUCUCACUCGAUGGCUGGUAUCUGGACUACUGACGGGCGGAUCUACGCGCACUCACGAAAAGGCACGUCUACGUAAGGGAGUGCCGAUUCUAGUGUCCACGCCGGGUCGCCUGCUUGAUCAUCUGCAAAAUACCGCAUCAUUCAACGUUAGCAAAUGCCGAUGGCUAGUGCUUGAUGAAGCUGAUCGGCUGAUGGAACUCGGCUUUGAGGAGACGAUACAAGGUAUAUUGCGCGGGUUGGACGGACGGCGAAAAUUGGCAAUGCAGGCUGUCGAAGAAGGCAGAACUAUGGAAGUAGGUGGUUGGGACUGGCAGAAACAGAGGAGGACCAUUCUAUGCUCGGCUACGAUCAGGGAAGAUGUGCAGAAGCUGGCGGGAACGACACUGAAAGACCCUGUCGUAAUCAAGGCUACUGAGAGCGACCUGCCAGCAUCCGUCAGCGAUGAUCCUGAAACCGACAAGGCUGUCAUGCCGUCUCUGACAAGCAGUCAGAGAUUCACUCCUCCAUCACAAUUGACCCAGAGAUACGUAAUCGUCCCCCUCAAGCUGCGCCUAGUAACUCUCGUCGCAUUGCUCCGAUCUUUAUUGGCGCAAGCCAGCGGCAGAAGGGGAACGAAGAUUAUCGUGUUCCUCAGCUGCACUGAUUCAGUAGAUUUCCACUGGACCCUGCUUGGCGGCACUUCCAUGAACGAUGAGCAAGGAGCCUCCAAUAUCGAUUCAGAAGCGGAGACUACACAGGAUGAGGAUUCCAAUGCGCCUCGGCGAACUACUAAAGUGAGGCGACCGGGUGCAGGGAAAGUGGAAGCCAAGUGCGCGUUGCUACCGGAUACCUCAGUGUUCAGGUUACAUGGGUCACUUCCUCUACAGACUCGACAAGCUUCACUGCGUGGCUUCUCCUCUGUGCCAUCAUCUAAGACUUCGGGCAGCACCUCCUCGAUCCUUCUCUGUACAUCAGUCGCCUCUCGCGGUCUUGACCUCCCGCUAGUGCGAGCCGUGAUUCAGUAUGACCUCCCUACAGAAGGCGGCGCGACGGAAUAUGUUCACCGAGUCGGUCGCACGGCGCGUGUAGGCAAGGGUGGUGAGGCCUGGAGCUUCGUGGAGCCAAGCGAGAUAGAGUGGGUGAAGUGGGUUGACGCCAAGAUGCAGGGAGACACGAAGCCUGUCGGGGAGGAGGCGGAUCAGAAAAAGAGCGUCGGGCCGCAGGGCAUUCCGAUGGAAAGUGUGCUAAGGAGCGGCUUCGGCGGGGAAGGGGAUGAGUACGAAGAGCGAGCAACUGAAGUGCAGCUCUCGUUCGAGCGAUGGGUGUUACGGGGCAAACAUAACGCUGAAAUGGCCCGGAAGGCGUACCUAUCACAUAUGCGGGCAUAUGCGACGCACCCAUCAGAUGAGAAGCACAUCUUCCACAUCCGCCAUCUGCAUCUUGGCCACUUGGCUAAGGCGUUCGCCCUUCGGGAGGCUCCGACUGCUGUAACUAGCGCCAGCGCGAAGCCCUAUUUCAAACAGAAGAAAUCAGCUGCGCAGCACAUUGCUUCCGGCAAGACUGCAAGGCGGCGGAAGAGAGGCCAAGAUUCCGACGACGACUUCGAUAUCGCUGAUUCGGAGAAACGGAUGGAGAAGGUAGUGAGAGCUCAGGGUCGAUUGACCAAGAAAGCCGGGAAGAUGGUCAGCUCUGGGGUGUCUGAAUUCCAAAUAGCAGACGGAUAUGCAUUGGAAAGGCUUGUUCAAACCUCUCGGACAUGA
Messenger RNA from Laetiporus sulphureus 93-53, 2502 nucleotides. Its product is annotated as DEAD-domain-containing protein. Gene Ontology annotation, cellular component: nucleus. Lineage: Eukaryota; Fungi; Basidiomycota; Agaricomycetes; Polyporales; Laetiporaceae. Gene Ontology annotation, molecular function: ATP binding; RNA helicase activity; nucleic acid binding. Bases 1 to 2502 code for a protein of 833 amino acids. The record is from RefSeq and is a predicted model, not a curated record. Gene Ontology annotation, biological process: ribosome biogenesis. The transcript is spliced from 3 exons.